Messenger RNA from Trichophyton rubrum CBS 118892, 2307 nucleotides. RefSeq lists its product as uncharacterized. The record is from RefSeq and is a predicted model, not a curated record. Bases 1 to 2307 code for a protein of 768 amino acids. Gene Ontology annotation, biological process: regulation of DNA-templated transcription; DNA-templated transcription. Gene Ontology annotation, molecular function: DNA binding; zinc ion binding; carboxy-lyase activity. The transcript is spliced from 5 exons. NCBI's taxonomy places the organism in Eukaryota, Fungi, Ascomycota, Eurotiomycetes, Onygenales, Arthrodermataceae.
AUGUCUUCAACAACGCCCGUCUCCCACCUCCCCCAGUCCGAGAUUGACGCCAUAAUCCGUACGAAGAGAAAAGUGCGCGAACCGAAGGCAUGCUACCCGUGUCACACUCGAAAGGUGAAAUGCGAUCGCAACUUGCCCUGCGACGGGUGUGUAAAACGAGACCAUGCAGAUCUAUGCUCCUAUGAACGCCCCUCCAAAAAGCGCCAUGUGAAUACCCCUCCUCCCCAUGACUCCGAGGACAUGUCGAAAAAUCUUGAGGGCUCUGGAAAUGUCUCGGUUGGAGACGUUGAAAUGCAUAGUAUGGCGGCUGAGCAGGAGAGAGUAUCGAUAUCACGGGCUGAGUGGGAGAGCGUUUGUUCAAAAUUGAAAGAUAUGGAGCGUGCCAUGUCUUCACUUCGAAUGGAAAUGGAAAAGGUUGACAGUACUGCAUUGGUGUCACCGGAGCCUCUUAGUGAACAGGCCCGCCUCCCUCGUGACGAGCCCUUAUCGGAUCGUGAAGGAAUUCAUACAAAAAAUGUGUACGGAGGCGGGACUGUUCAUCUGGGAUCUAGAUCAGUUCUUGCUUAUUUGCUUGGAGGAUCUCCCAAGGAGGCCACUCAAGCAUUACUGGAGGGCGGCAUACUUCCGAAGUUAGGUCUGGACAAUGAGACUGCUACAUAUCCAUUUAUCGACCUCUGGUCCUCUGAUUCAACCACAUACGACAUCAGGUCUGUUUGUGCUGCUAUCCCAGAUGAUAAACAGUGCCGCAGACUGUUCAAGUACUACCGUGACAUUGCGGCAUUAAUCUAUCCUGUACUUUCUGAUCUUGAUUGCUUUGAGGAGAACUUAGAGCUAUGUCUUCGGAACAGGGCUGCUUUUGGGAUUAGCGAACAUGACGGUGAUGAAUUGAGUAAGCCCUUUGGUAUGCCCACAGCGUUUGUGGGCUUGCUAUUCGCUGUGCUAGCCGCAGGCUGCCAGUCGUCUGAUAUGCCAGGAAAGGAACGUGAAUUGACUUCCCAGGUAUAUGUUUGCUGUGCUUAUCAAUUUUUACGAGCAACGAACUUCGUAUCCCGACCAACUUUGGACGCAAUACAGACUCUCUUAAUCAUUGGGAAUGUUCUUUCGUAUAAUAUGAAUCCUGGGGUAUCAUAUAUACUUUUAGGAAUGAGCCAUCGAAUGGGCAUGGUUCUCGGUCUCCAAGUUGAGUCGCAUAAAUUCUCACCCGCUCAGCAGUAUGCCAGACGGGUUGUAUGGUGGGCAACUGCGUGGCAAGAUAGUCACUUCUCGCUAUCAUACGACAGACCAUCUGCAAUGGCGUUUAGCCACCCAGAUAUUCCCUAUCAUCCAGACUCGCAGCCUGGAAAGAGAUCUUUCUUUGAAACUAUCUGCCAACUUAUAGCCUUAACCUUAAAUAUAGUUAAAAGUCGCAUGCUCUCAACAGGCUCGCAGGUUCCGUUUUCCACGAUACAGACAUGCAGGUCGGAACUCAAACGAAUAUUGGCCGAUACAGCGCCCUAUCUUCGUGAUCCUUUAUGCUGUGUCUCGUCUAACCAGAAUAUUGAGAGACUGGGCCUAAAGUUACACUCCUCGUACCUUACAUCAGAGAUCUGUCGCCCCUCAUUAAGGCCAAAUGCCGAUCUCAACGAUGCUACAACUAUUGCACUACGAAAAGAUUGCAUUGCUGCUCUAUCACGGACGGUAGAAGCGUACGUCGAGAUGUACUCAGUGAACCGCCAAGCUGCUCGAUCAUGGAUUGGCCUUCAGCGGGCCAUUAGUAGCGCCUUUUUACUGGCCGUUGUUGGCGAAUCCAAGACCGACCCUAAUAUCUGGACUUUACUCCGGCGAUUAGAGGGUGUUCUUACAGAACGUGCAAAAGAAGACGACAUCUCACCGAUGAGUCCGAAAGCUGGAGCUGAGAGUUCCCCUACUUUCGCCGCAGGUUCAUCAAACAUGGGAUCUCUAGAGAGUGCUUAUGAUCCCACUGCCGCGGUGGCCCCGAAUAAACAAGCCACGGAUAUACCCACAGACACGGAAACUCAAUGGGCCAAGCCGCUAAUCAAAUCCCUACGUGCCCUUCAAAAGUUAAAUGCAGCAUUGUUGGUACACCUCAGGCAGCAUGGUGUGAUCACUGGGUCUGUUAGCGGCUUCAAUCCUGCUCCAAUAUACACUCAACCCGUUACGGGAGGUGUAGGGGCCUCGGUUGCUGCCUCUACAAGAUCUGGCUCGAUUCCACCUCCUACCCCAGAGAGCUCUGCCAGUGGAGAUUGGAGUUUCCCAACCCUGGUUGACCGCGCAGCAGAGUACAUAGAUCCACCCUUAUGGCCAUGA